AAGGCCACCUCUGCCUCGAUCGCCGGCCUCCGAACCGCUCGCUCCCCACGAACCCAAGAACGCAAUGUCCGACGAUGAAGAAGAGCUCGUCGAUCUGCCGGACUUUGCCAACGCGGCCAACCGCGCGCUCUACGCCGAUCUCAAGGACGCGGAGCGGGCGCUCGCUGCGACCGAGGAGGAGCUGGCCGAGACGGGCGAGCGAGUGUCUGUGAUGGAGGGUCACCUUGGCUCGGUGGUGGCGGAGCGGCAGAACACGCAGCGGCUGGUGGAUGCCAAGGCGAAGGAGGUCGAGACCGAAGACCACCUCAAGCAGCUCGCCGAUAGGGAGCUCGGCCGCUUCAGCUCGGAGCUCUCAAAGCUGCAGCGCGAGUGCGCGGAUCUGACAGACAAGGCGACGGCGGCGCAGACUCAGAUCUUCAAGGGGAACGAGCGGAUGGACGCCUUCAAGCUCCAGAUGAACUGGAAGCAAGAGGCGCACCACGCACCCGAGCCCGCCGCGCCGCGCCGCCCCGCUCGCCGACGCCUUCCGUCUCCGAAGGCGCCCGCCGCCGCUCUCGCCCCUCGCACCUCCCGCCCCGCCCGCCCCUCGGCGUGCAGGAGCUCGAGCAGUGGGCGCUCGCGGCGCGCCAGAAAGAGGAGGACAACCUCGCCAUGCUCAAGUACGCACAGGCGGACGAGUCGCGCCUCAAGUCGCUCAACCUGCAGCUCGAAAAGACGCUGGCGCAGGUGGCGGAGCGGCAGGCGGAGCUGGAGGCGGAGGCGAGAGCUGGUCGAGCAGUGGGAGAUGUCGGUCGCGGCGAUGCAGAAGCGCGACGAGGCGCGCACGCGCACGCGCAGCACUCACCGCGCUUCCCACGCACCUCUGCCCCACUCCCUCGGCCCUUCCUGGACCCUCCCUAGACCCCUAAAGCACCUCGGACGGCGCCUCGCGCCCUCGCAGGACAUCUCCCGCGCGCACGAGGAGUACGCGUCCGCCAAGCGCGAGCUCGAGGCGCAGCAGGAUGCGCUCGCGCAAAAGGAGAGCGAGCUCGAGGCGCGGCAGAAGAGCAACGCGGACCUGCGCCACGGCGCACCACCACGUCCGAGAGACAAGCACGUCCACGUCUGCGCUUGCCGAGAGACGGCGCCGCGCGCGAGCAGAGGCGCAGGCGGGUGCGAACCUUCGCGGAGCCUUCCUGCAGGCAUCGCCUCUGCGGAGCGCGCGGUCGGCCGCCGGCGCGAGGAGCAGCGCGCCGCUGCGGAGGCGACGGAGAGCGUGCAGGAGCAGGUGGCCCAGGCGCGCGUCGCGAUGGGCGAGGCGGCCGCGGAGCGGGUGGCGGCCGCGGAGAGGGACAGGCGGCGCGCGCAGAUCCGAGGCGCGGAGGAGAGCCUCGAGGAGCGCCGGGCGGCGCUCGAGGCUGCAAAGGCCAAGCUAGCGGCGGCGGAGGAGGCUGCGAGCCGCUCGAGCGACAACCUCGGCUCGCUCGAGGCGCCCCGGGCCUUCCUAGACCCUCCCUCGCCCUGCCCAGACCCUCCCUCACCCUGCCCAGCGGCCUCCAGGCAGAUGGACGAGCUCCACGCCCGGGAGGGGGCGCGGCUCAAGGAGCGCGCAAAGGCGGCUGGCGCGCUGCGGGAGGCGCUGUACCGGGUGGGGCAGCUCGACGAGAAGGCGCAGCGGCAGAGGGAGGCGCUGCACGGCCGGACGGACGGCGUCUUCGGGCUCGAGAACCGCAAGAGCCAGCUGCAGCUCUCGAUGGCGGAGCGGCAGGAGGAGAUCAAGGUGCACACCGACGUGCUGCGCGCGCAGCUCAAGGCGGCGGAGGACGAGCGCUCCCGCGCCAAGAAGGCGCGCGCCGCCGGUCGCAGGCUCGGCUCGAUCUCGGCUGGCUCGAGAGCACCUUCCCGCACCGGCCCGCCCCCCUCACAGGCGCUGACGGAGCGGCUGCUGCGUGUCGACCGGCUCUCGGCCAAGAGCGCCAACCUCGAGGGCAAGCCCGGCGCCAUAGAUGCCAGACUGUCCACGCCGGCUCUCGCACACACGGCUGCGUCGAGGCUGGCGCCACCGUGUGCGCUGCGCCAUCUCGUCGACAAGAAUGCUGCGUACAAGGCGGCGCUCGCGCCCGCAGGCCCGCGCACGCCUCUCGCGGAGCAGCGCGCGCUGCUCGAGGAGCAGCACCGCGCUGCGCUCGCGCGGUGCCGCGCGCACAAGGUGCAGCAGUCCGAGGUGGAGGAGGAGAUCGGUCAGAUGGGAGUGACGCUCGACGAGCUCGCCGACGUGAGCGGCGCGCAGAGGCAGCACUACGAGCGGCUCGCCGACGCGUCGCGCUCGAUCGGCGCCACCCUACAGGAGCGCCGCGGCGAGCUGCAGAGGGUAGCCAGCGAGCUGUCGUCGCUGCUCGACGCGCACCGCGAGAGCGCGGCGGCCUCGGGCGUGCAGGGCGCCACCGCACUAGAGCGCGAGGCGGCGCUGUCCGAGCGGCUCGUCGCCAACCGCACCACCCUCGAGCGGCUCGCGGCCCUCUCGGCGGAGGACGCCUCAUUUGGCCCCGCGCUGGAGUCGCUGUGCGCACAGGCUGGCGUCCCGCCCCCGGACGCGCUGCCCGGAGACGAGUGAGCGGCGCAAGUAAAGCGCGCGGCAGUGAGCACGAUUGGAUUUUAUAAUCAGAUAUUCCCAUCU
Molecule: messenger RNA, 2656 nt
Organism: Emiliania huxleyi CCMP1516
Lineage: Eukaryota; Haptophyta; Isochrysidales; Noelaerhabdaceae
Exons: 12
Coding region: 65-2593 (842 amino acids)
Biological process (GO): cilium-dependent cell motility; inner dynein arm assembly; cilium movement
Cellular component (GO): axoneme
Source: RefSeq, a predicted model, not a curated record